Molecule: messenger RNA, 1737 nt
Organism: Darwinula stevensoni
Lineage: Eukaryota; Metazoa; Arthropoda; Ostracoda; Podocopida; Darwinulidae
Source: the annotation of a GenBank genome assembly
AUGUACAUGUCGGCUGGGGAGCCGGGAAUGCACGACCUGAAACGGUCUUUCCUUCGCGCCGGUCCCAGGGCAUUCGCCUUCUGUAUGAAUGAAUACUCCACAUUCCUCCUUCAUCCUCCUUCUUUCCAUUCCUGGGCAGAACAUAUGCGCGAGGCCGGUGACAUCCUUUCUUGCACUUGCGCCGGAGCAGAUGAGGGCAGUGGGAGGGUGGAGUGCUCCGAUGCGACGCUCCGAUUGCAGCCCGAGAGCGAGGGCCGUCCAUUGCCAUCCGCCUCCCUAGAGGCAUCUCACCGUCCCAGAGCGACUCGACCUCCGGCCAUAGGGUCGGAGGACUCUCCCCUCUGCAUCCUCAAUUCGUCGAGAGAAUCACCUAUGUACAUGUCGGCUGGGGAGCCGGGAAUGCACGAACUGAAACGGUCUUUCCUUCGCGCCGGUCCCAGGGCAUUCGCCUUCUGUAUGAAUGAAUACUCCACAUUCCUCCUUCAUCCUCCUUCUUUCCAUUCCUGGGCAGAACAUAUGCGCGAGGCCGGUGACAUCCUUUCUUGCACUUGCGCCGGAGCAGAUGAGGGCAGUGGGAGGGUGGAGUGCUCCGAUGCGACGCUCCGAUUGGCCCUCGCCUUCGGUAGGAAUGAAUCCUCCACAUUCCUCCUUCUUCGUCCUCCUCGCUUCCAUUCCUGGGCCGAAACCAUGCUUGAUGCCACUGACAUUCUUCCCUGCGCCAGAGCAAAUGUGGGCAUUGGGACUAGCGGGCUAAAUCUUUGUCCCAAUUCUACUGAAAUCCUCCCCUGCACUUGCUCCUAUUUUGGAACCGAAGACACUGUGAUGGUGGACUGUUCGGAGGCGACUUCAAGCGACGAUAUCUACUCUGCCUUCAACGAUGUUGCCUGGCCCGUCCAAAAUCUCAAACGGUUUCUUCUGGGAGGGAACUGUCACGUUUCAGUGCUGCCCGAAGGAGCUUUCGGCGAUAUCAGUUUCGAGGAAAUCGUCGUCAUCCAGACCUCCGUGGCCAGCCUCCAUCCCACGGCCUUGUUACCCUCGAAAGAUCGACUUCGGAGGUUGACUAUCGAGAAAAGUUUCUUAGAAGAAUUACCUUGGGAGAUCCUCCCUCAACUUAUCAACCUCAAGAAGCUCGAACUGCGGAGCAAUGCAUUGAACAGUUUGCCAAAACUUCAAAGUGGUCACAAUCCUGUUUUAGAUGUCCCAGCUGGAUUCUUCAACGAUAUGGGAAAAUUGGAGGAAUUUUAUUGUUUCUCCUGUACCUUCGGACCAACACUGUCGACCAAGUCUUUGGAAUUCCGCAGCGCAACCAUGAAAGUGAUUCACAUAGAUAGCAACUCAAUCUCAACUCUGGAUGCGGAUGCGAUCACAGGUUUGCAGCCCAACACGUCUCUAUAUUUUGGUAAUAAUGAAAUUCGGGAAUUGACGGAGGUAUCCUUCCGCCCCAUGCUGGAGGUGCUCUCAGUGGGCACUGGGCACAUCUCUAUACGCGAUAACCCCGUGAAGUGCGACUGCAGCAUAGCAUGGGUAGUGCUCAAUCCUUCCUUUUUGGGAAGCUUGCAGGGUGAAUGCACGGAUGGAACGAAUUUUCAAGACUUGGAUCCGAUCAUUUUUGAAGACUGCGCUAGGAGCGAGCCUAAUUCAGUAGAUGACUAUUCCACUUGGAUCGACUACAGAAUGAAGUAAAUGUGGAAACAUGGUGGAAGAAAUUGCUUUUGUCCUUGGGUCCAUGAAUCUGUC